CUCGGAUCCGGACCCAAAUCCGCCCGCAUUUUCGCUUCGUCCGCAGCUAGCCAGCCACCGCGCAGCACGCCGGGAAAGGAGAGACGACACCAGCGCCAUCGCAGAUCGUCGCUAUGGCCACGGACUCCGCCGCCGCCGCCGCCGCCGCCGCCGCCGCCGCCGUCUCGGACGACUUCGCCAUCGGAUGCUUCCUCUCCAUCCAGACCACCUUCGGUGACGAGUUCGAGGCCCAGGUCGUCGCCUUCGACGCCCCCUCCAACAUCCUCGUCCUCCAGGAGGGUUCCAAGGCUGGGUCUCGGCGGAACUUGCGGCUGCUCAAGGCGGAUUACAUCAAGCAUUUCACCUUCCUGCGCCACGGCGAAGACCCGCUCGAUCUCAGCAAGUGUUACAUUGAUCUCGACACCGUGCGAGCUCGAGAGCAAUCGGCAUUGAGGCAGGCCGAAGCGGGGGCCGAGAGGAUAGGAGUGGGUGUCACCAGCGAGGCUCAAAGCAUCUUCGAUGCACUGUCUAAAACGCUGCCAGUGCGCUGGGAUAAGAGUAUCAUAGUUGUGUUGAAUGAAGUGCGUGUCAGCAGCCCAUAUGUUCCUGAAUCUGUUAGUGGAGGAACUUCCAUUGCCAACGAACGGGUUAAGAAAGUGUUGGAAUUGGAGAGGAAGAAAUUGCAAGUGCGUCCGACACAGUGAGCUUCUCUGCAUACUCAAAUUCAUGGGUUUCUACCAACUCUAGGCGGAUUUGCCAUCCACUGGCAAGGGAAAUCUGAGGGCUGCAACAAGGAGCAAUGUCUUCUUUCACCUAUCAAUGUCAGGUUUAGUUGAUCUGCAUCAAAUAAUCUCUUGUUCACUGUGAGAUGGGUGUGCAGAUGGAGAAGACUCGAGACAGUUCCGUUGAGCUUUGAUGAUGAUUAAAGACAUCUGUCUGCUGUAUGCCUCUUGUAUUUUGACUUGGAGAGUUUGUGUAACGGUAUCUGCUACGAUGUUGUGUGACUCGUGAUGGUAGAGAUGUGCUGAAGAAAUUGACGACAUGUUAGAAGCUUACACAGGUGAGCCGCAGUUGUUCUGUUGCCUUCUUUGUUGUGGAAUCAGAUCAACCUGUGGUGCAGAUACAACAUCGAAGCUUUAUAUUAUACCUGUCUAUCUGGUAUUGUGUGUUGUCUGUAGAAGAUUUACUAUGUUAUUCCGUGGUAUGCUAUGCUCAUAUCUUCAUGCCU
Molecule: messenger RNA, 1207 nt
Organism: Eucalyptus grandis
Lineage: Eukaryota; Viridiplantae; Streptophyta; Magnoliopsida; Myrtales; Myrtaceae
Product: protein LSM12 homolog
Exons: 5
Coding region: 114-683 (189 amino acids)
Source: RefSeq, a predicted model, not a curated record